This is a messenger RNA of Astrephomene gubernaculifera, 3298 nucleotides long. Lineage: Eukaryota; Viridiplantae; Chlorophyta; Chlorophyceae; Chlamydomonadales; Astrephomenaceae. The record is from the annotation of a GenBank genome assembly.
GAAUGCGUAGCGCAAGACUCUUUAGCAUCAGUAAAGCCGUCAGUGUUAGCGAUGCACACCACUUUUGGUUUGCUUAAAAACUGAGAUUCCACGGUGUGUCGCUAAGCCAAGAUGCACCGUCCAGUGCAACGAAUCGGCUUACCUUAAUUCUUCGGGGUUCGAAAGCUGAUAGGAGGGUCACGUCAACGGCCGUAGCGAAGAUGCUGUGGGUUGCAUUUCUCCUGGUAGCGAGCGGGCUCAUUUUCCAUGAUGGAUUAGCAUCCGCGUCAGAACAAAGUGGCAGCUCAGAUUGGCAGCAGACACAUAACUUCAACAAGGAGCGCAAGUUAGCGCUUACGGAGCAGGCACCUAUACCCCUUCGUUGUUCAGUGACGAAGGGAUCAUGGUGUACAAAGUUCUUAAUCCAGGAGCCUAUCACCUGGAAACCGGCUCCUCGUGGCAACAAGGAAUGCCCUGACAACUGCAACAAUGUGGGUCGGUGCAACUACGACACGGGGUACUGCGACUGCCCCGCGGGAUGGAGGGGGCCGGGCUGCAAGACACGGCAGAAGCGGCCGUGCACCACACGCCAACGGGCGCCAGAAGACCAUUCCCCGGACCCAAUUUCGUCCAUUGGUCCUGACAAGCGCGAUACGGAUUGGACCGAUUUAUCACACAUUUAUUCCCGAUGUGGCGGCGUCUGUGACGACGACACAGCAAUCUGCUACUGUGACGGGCCCAUGGGUCGCAUCCCUGCUCCGGAGGAUUCUCCGCCUGGUACGGCCCCAGCACGUCGUGGUCGGCCGCUAAUCACCUACCACAUGGCCCCCAAAACGACGUGGGAUGGCCGCAAGGCGUUUGGCGACGUAGAGUACGACUUUGUGUACGGUCCUAAGGGCUACUGCAAUGUGACCAAGCCUGAAUGGGUGGCCGUUUGCGGGCUUGACGACUUGGGCGGGCCAACGUGCGACGAUCCGGUGGAGGCGUUCUGCCCAGGCGCCUGCAGCGGCCAUGGCACGUGCAACCUGGGAUUCUGCAUCUGUGACGAGGGGUACUAUGGGCAUGACUGCGCACGGCGAAAGGCGGGACUGCCGCUGCAGCCCAGCACCCUUCCCACCAAGCCCUGGCUUGCCUCCGUGCUUCACGAGCCGCCCGCUGCCCUGGAGCCUCCUCCCAAGGCCACUCGCAAGCGGCCGCUUAUUUACGUGUACGACUUGGAACCGCUGUACCAAAGCAAACUGCUGCAGUACAGGGUUUCGCCUACGUGGUGCGUCUUCCGGCGCCAUGAGUACCCGAACAACCACACCACGUGGACGGACGUGUGGGUGUAUGCGGCGGACACGCUGGUGCACGAGUUUCUGCUGAUCAGUGAGCACCGCACCUUUGAUCCAGAGGAGGCGGAUUACUUCUACGUUCCGCACUAUGCCUCAUGUCUGCCGUUCCCCAUCGGCGUUUGGGCCGAUUACCCCUGGUUCAAGGGCCCUGGAGGUCCCCGCGUGCGCCAGAUGGUUAACAUGCUGCUCGAGACGGUCGAUUGGAUCAACACGACGUAUCCCUACUGGCAGCGUCGCGGCGGCAAGGACCACAUCUUCCUCUUCACGCAUGACGAGGGCGCCUGCUGGGCUCCAAACGUGGUCAACAACUCAAUCUGGCUCACGCACUGGGGCCGCAUGGACGUGAACCACACGAGCAACACUGCCUUCGUCUCUGACCGAUAUGAUGAGGACUAUAAAAGCUGGCAGCAGCCUGAGGGCUUUUUGACGCACAUCAAGGGGCAUCCCUGCUAUAAUCCGGAGAAGGAUCUCAUCAUCCCGGCCUUCAAGAGGCCCGAACACUACAGACUCAGUCCCCUUGUGUCGGCAAAUGCACGACCUAGAGACAAUUUAUUCUUCUUCCGCGGCGAUGUGGGCAAGGGGCGCCUCGCGAUGUACAGCCGCGGUGUUCGCCAAAAGAUCUACAAGAUGGCCAAGGAGGGCGGCUGGGCAGCCAAGUACAAGUUCUACAUUGGAGAUGGAUCCGAUGUCCAGGGCGACUACUCGGACAUGCUCUCGCGCUCCACCUUCUGCCUGGUGGCUGCAGGUGACGGCUGGUCUGCUCGUCUGGAGGAUGCCGUACUGCACGGCUGCAUCCCGGUCAUCAUAUGCGACAAUGUGCACGUGGUGUUUGAAUCCAUUUUGGACAUCGACUCCUUUGCAGUUCGCAUUCCCGAGGCGGAUACUGGCCGCAUUCUGGAGAUCCUGCAGGCGAUCCCGGAGCGCAAGGUUCGGGCCAAGCAGGCGCACUUGGGCCAUGCAUGGCACAGGUUCCGCUACUCCUCGCUGCCCGGAUUGGCAUCUGAGCUGUGGGGAAUGAUGGAGAACAGCUUGAAGGAAAUACCACUGUCCCCAGCUGCCAACAACAGCAGCCCGACGCCGGAUGUGGUCUUCCCGCGGCCAUUCAAGGGAGAUCCCGCAGUGGAUGACGCUUUUGCCACCAUCGUACAGUGGCUCUACUCGCGUAUUCCACAUACAAGAUAGGGUUGGCUCGCUUAUUAAGCAGCAUGGAAUGUCCUUCUGACGUGUUGUCCGUGGCAUGUAAUAUGGGUUUUAGUGCCGUGGCAAUACAGAGGUUGCGGCCGGCUACUACGGUCCGGUUGUACAGUGGCUGAAAUGCUUGUUUUUUGACAGGGAAGGAGUGUCCGCCCUUCGUAUAUUUCCAUGCUAUUGCAAUCAAGCUAUGAUUGGUAUUCCAUAUCUGCCUUCUCACACCUAUACUGCUGACUGGAAGGGUCCCAUCAGGGCCGUCACUGAUCCCACGGACUGGUCCCUAGGACUCAAAGACGUUGUGUGAACCCACUACCCUUGGCUUCCACCAGUAAGGUAUAUCCUGGUCGGUCAUGUUAAGCGUAUUGGUCGUGGCUUUCGUUCUCAGCAAUGCAACACAUGCCACGUGACCUGGAGGGUUGCCAUGUGAAACUGGGGUGUUAUCAUAUGAGGCCACUGCCAGCCCCUCGCUUCGCAUGUAUAGGUCUAUGUUGUGGUGGGUGCAUGUUACGGUACUUUUCGGUCUGCGUUCAAAAGGCGAUUGGCGGGAUUUUGUUACCGGUAGCUAGGGCUUGCGAUGUGUGUGGCUUUUCAGGGACCUUUCUGGAACCAAUUUGAGUGGAGCGAGUGGGGCUUACCCAACAUCUUGGCCACGUUUCAGAUUGCCGCUCGAAAUUCAAUCUGUAUAGGCUGGAGCGCAGCCCAAAGGCAUAGUUCUUGGGCCCUGUGCCUCACAGUGGUUUCAGGAUGUGGGUGCGUGGCGUCGGCGGUUUACGGCCAUCUAGCUGGGCUUGGCC